Messenger RNA from Chlorocebus sabaeus (green monkey), 1401 nucleotides. RefSeq names its product H2A.X variant histone (gene H2AX). Gene Ontology annotation, molecular function: DNA binding; structural constituent of chromatin; protein heterodimerization activity. The record is from RefSeq and is a predicted model, not a curated record. NCBI's taxonomy places the organism in Eukaryota, Metazoa, Chordata, Mammalia, Primates, Cercopithecidae. Gene Ontology annotation, cellular component: nucleosome.
GCGCGCGCGCGGCAGCAGUUACACUGCGGCGGGCUUCUGUUUGGGUGUCUGAACCGUUGUACUUCACCGGUCUACCUCGUUAUCAUGUCGGGCCGCGGUAAGACUGGCGGCAAGGCCCGCGCCAAGGCCAAGUCGCGCUCGUCGCGCGCCGGCCUCCAGUUCCCAGUGGGCCGUGUACACCGGCUGCUGCGGAAGGGCCACUACGCCGAGCGCGUUGGCGCCGGCGCGCCCGUGUACCUGGCGGCAGUGCUGGAGUACCUCACCGCUGAGAUCCUGGAGCUGGCGGGCAAUGCGGCCCGCGACAACAAGAAGACGCGAAUCAUCCCCCGCCACCUGCAGCUGGCCAUCCGCAACGACGAGGAGCUCAACAAGCUGCUGGGCGGCGUGACGAUCGCCCAGGGAGGCGUCCUGCCCAACAUCCAGGCCGUGCUGUUGCCCAAGAAGACCAGCGCCACCGUGGGGCCGAAGGCGCCCUCGGGCGGCAAGAAGGCCACCCAGGCCUCCCAGGAGUACUAAGAGGGCCCGCGCCGCGGCCGGCCGCCAGGCCUCCCCAUGCCACCACAAAGGCCCUUUUAAGGGCCACCACCGCCCUCAUGGAAAGAGCUGAGCCACUUCAGACUGCGGGGCAAGCGGGCCGCGGCUCCCGGCUCCUUUCCCCUCCCAGCGCCCGCCUUUGCCGCCCGGCCUCGAGUCCCCGCCCGCCCCCCUCCUGGCCUGCACCGCCUGCCGCGUCGGCCUCGGGCCCUGCCCCAUCCGCCGGCCGCCCUCCGGUAGGGCUCGGGCCCUCUGGACGCGGCUUGGGCACUCUUCGGGGACCACCGUGGCGCGGAGGACCCGAGCCUGCCGGGGGGAGGCCGGCGGCGCCGCACCUGCCCGCCUCGGCGCUCGUGACUCAGCCAGCUGCCCCAUCCUGAGUCGCUAAGGGGCUGCGGGGAGGCCGCAGCACCUUCUGGAAGACUUGGCCUUCCGCUCUGACGCAGGGCCGAGGUGGGCAGUCCAGGCCGAGAGGCCGGCGGCCCUGAAGGUCUGCGCUGAGGCCGGGACGAAGCACUUGGUAACAGGCACAUCUUCCUCCCGAGUGACUGCCUCCUACGAGGACAUUUAGGGGAGGGCAGAGGCCUGCAGUUUGGCUUCACGGCUGGCUAUGUGGACAGCAAGAGUCGUUUUCGCGGAAGCCGACUGGCAGCCAAGCCUGUCGGGCCUCCCCAUUUCCCUUCCAGCAAACUCAACUCGGCAAUCCAAGCACCUAGAUACCAGCACAAGUCGGUUAAUCCCUGUCUGGACUGAGCCUCCGUUGGCUUCCGAACUGGAAUUUUGCAGCUAACCCUUCCAAGACUAGAACCUUAGGCAUUGGGGAGUUUUAGAUGAACUAAUUUUAUUAAAGGAUUGUUUUUCUAAAAA